AUGUCCACUCCUGAUCCCCCUAUGGGGGGCACCCCUCGCCCUGGUCCCGGUCCCUCCCCUGGGCCGGGUCCCUCGCCCAGUGCCAUGCUGGGCCCCAGCCCCGGGCCCUCCCCGGGCUCCUCUCACAGCAUGAUGGGGCCCAGUCCCGGUCCUCCUUCCUCUGGACAUUCCCAGCCAGGCCCCUCUGGAUAUGGGUCGGACAGCAUGCACCAGAUGCACAAACCCAUAGAGGGAAUUCACGACAAGAGCAUGAGCGAGGAAAGCCGCUUCAAUCAAAUGAAGGGCCUGUCGAUGAGACAGGGCGGGCACACUGGUAUGGGCCCCCCACCCAGUCCCCUGGACCAACACUCGCAAGGUUACCACUCUCCAUUAGGUGGUUCUGACCACUCCAGCCCUGCUGCUUCAAAUGGUCCCCCAUCAGGUCCCCUGCUACCAUCAUCUUUGUCAUCCUCGUCUUCUUCUGCCGGUCCAGGAUCUUCCUCCACCUCCCUAGAUGGUUCAGCUGGAGAUCAGCAUAGCAUGGGUCCUAAUAACAGGUCUGGACCUCCUGGUAGUUCUGGACCUGGUCCCAGCCCUGGCCCCAGUCUUGGCUCCAACACCCCCAGCCUUGGUUCUGGCCUUGAAACCGCUGGUCUAGCAGGUCCUGGAGGCCCUGGUAGCCCAACUCCGUUUACUCAGAACCAGCUUCACCAACUUAGAGCCCAGAUCAUGGCUUAUAAAAUGCUGGCCCGUGGGCAACCCCUGCCAGACCACCUUCAGAUGGCUGUCCAGGGAAAGAGGCCAAUGCCAGGAAUGCAGCAGCAGCCAAUGUCCAGCUUGGGUCCUGGAGGCGGAGGAGGACCAGGAGGUGGCCCAGCAGGACCAGGGCCAAUGAGUUCAAGCUACAGCCGAGGUCAUGGAAUGAUGGGUCCUAACAUGCCUCCCCCGGGUCCAUCAGGAACUCCUGUUGGGAUGCAAGGACAAAACCCAAAUGGACCACCCAAGUCCUGGCCUGAAGGCCCCAUGGUGAAUGCAGCAGCGCCCUCCAAUGCCCCCCAAAAACUGAUCCCUCCUCAACCCACCGGCAGGCCCUCUCCUGCUCCGCCUUCUGUCCCCCCGGCUGCCUCCCCUGUAAUGCCCCCGCAGACCCAAUCCCCUGGCCAGCCAGCACAGCCUACUCCCAUGAUGCCUUACCACACCAAGCAGAACCGCAUCACCCCCAUCCAGAAACCCUGUGGCCUCGACCCAGUGGAGAUUCUGCAGGAGCGGGAGUACAGGUUACAAGCUCGUAUUGCUCAUCGCAUAGCUGAACUGGAGAACCUGCCAGGUUCUCUGGCUGGAGAUCUACGUACCAAAGCUACUAUCGAGCUCAAAGCCCUCCGACUGCUUAACUUCCAGAGGCAGCUGCGUCAAGAAGUAGUUGUCUGUAUGCGGCGUGACACAGCAUUAGAGACGGCUCUUGAUGCCAAGGCCUACAAGAGGAGCAAGCGUCAGUCUCUGCGGGAGGCCCGCAUCACUGAAAAACUGGAGAAACAGCAGAAGAUCGAGCAGGAACGCAAACGCAGACAAAAGCAUCAGGAGUACCUCAACAGCAUCCUCCAGCAUGCCAAAGACUUUAAGGAAUACCAUAGGUCCAUGACAGGCAAACUUCAGAAGCUAACCAAAGCCGUGGCCACAUACCACGCCAACACUGAGCGCGAGCAGAAGAAAGAGAAUGAGCGCAUUGAGAAAGAGAGGAUGAGGAGGCUUAUGGCUGAGGACGAGGAGGGCUACCGUAAACUGAUUGACCAGAAAAAGGAUAAGCGCCUGGCCUACUUGCUACAGCAAACUGAUGAGUAUGUGGCCAACCUCACCGAGCUGGUCAGAGCCCACAAAGCUGCACAGGCCCUGAAGGAGAAGAAGAAGAAGAAGAAGAAGAAAAAGAAGAAGAUGGAGAAUGCAGAAGGCCAGACUCCUGCAUUGGGGCCUGAUGGAGAGCCGUUGGAUGAGACAAGUCAGAUGAGUGACCUGCCAGUGAAGGUCAUCCACGUGGACAGUGGGAACAUUCUGACCGGAGUGGAUGCGCCUAAAGCUGGACAGCUGGAGACCUGGCUGGAGAUGAACCCUGGUUAUGAGGUGGCUCCACGUUCAGACAGUGAAGACAGUGAAGAUGAGGAGGAAGAGGAGGAAGAAGAAGAGGAACCUCAACCUUCAAGCACUUCAGUAGAUGACAAAAAGAAGAUCACAGACCCUGACAGUGAGGACGUGUCUGAGGUGGAUGUCCGGCACAUCAUCGAGAAUGCCAAACAGGACGUUGACGACGAGUACAGCGGUGCAGCUUUUGCCCGAGGUCUCCAGUCAUAUUACGCUGUGGCUCAUGCGGUCACAGAGAAGGUGGAGAAGCAGUCUACUUUACUGAUAAAUGGACAACUCAAACAGUAUCAGAUUAAAGGUCUGGAGUGGCUUGUCUCUCUUUACAACAAUAACUUGAAUGGGAUUCUGGCGGAUGAGAUGGGUUUAGGAAAAACCAUCCAAACGAUCGCUCUGAUCACAUACCUCAUGGAGCACAAACGCCUCAACGGGCCCUACCUCAUCAUUGUACCCCUCUCAACUUUGUCUAACUGGGUGUACGAGUUUGACAAGUGGGCGCCAUCAGUAGUGAAAGUGUCCUACAAGGGGUCUCCUGCUGCUAGGAGGGCUUUUGUUCCUCAGUUGCGAAGUGGCAAGUUUAACGUUUUACUCACCACCUAUGAGUACAUCAUCAAGGACAAGCAAGUGUUGGCCAAGAUCCGAUGGAAGUACAUGAUCGUGGAUGAGGGUCACCGCAUGAAGAACCACCACUGUAAACUUACCCAGGUCCUCAACACUCAUUACCUUGCUCCAAGGCGGGUCCUGCUGACCGGGACUCCUCUUCAAAACAAACUACCUGAGCUGUGGGCGCUUCUCAACUUCCUGUUGCCAACCAUUUUCAAGAGCUGCAGCACUUUUGAGCAGUGGUUUAAUGCCCCAUUUGCAAUGACUGGAGAGAAGGUGGAUUUAAAUGAAGAGGAGACGAUUUUGAUUAUUCGCCGUCUGCAUAAAGUGUUGCGUCCCUUCCUACUGCGCAGGUUAAAGAAAGAAGUGGAGGCACAGCUGCCCGAGAAGGUGGAGUACGUCAUCAAAUGCGACAUGUCGUCUCUCCAGAGAGUUCUGUACAGGCACAUGCAGGCCAAGGGGGUCCUACUUACUGACGGAUCAGAGAAAGAUAAGAAGGGUAAAGGAGGCACGAAGACACUGAUGAACACCAUCAUGCAGCUGAGGAAGAUUUGUAAUCAUCCUUACAUGUUCCAGCAAAUUGAGGAAUCCUUUUCUGAGCAUCUAGGAUUUUCUGGUGGAAUAGUCCAGGGGCCAGAUCUGUAUCGAGCGUCAGGAAAGUUCGAGGUGUUGGAUCGAAUUCUACCAAAGCUGAGAGCUACAAACCACAAAGUGCUGCUCUUCUGUCAGAUGACCUCACUCAUGACCAUUAUGGAGGACUACUUUGCUUACCGCACCUUCAAAUACCUGCGUCUGGAUGGCACCACUAAAGCUGAAGACAGAGGAAUGCUACUGAAGACAUUUAACAGUCCAGAGUCUGAAUACUUCAUCUUUCUCUUGAGCACAAGAGCUGGAGGCCUCGGCCUCAACCUGCAGUCUGCUGAUACUGUCGUUAUUUUUGACUCCGACUGGAACCCACAUCAGGACCUGCAGGCUCAGGACCGAGCUCACCGCAUCGGUCAGCAGAACGAGGUGCGAGUACUUCGUCUCUGCACGGUCAACAGCGUGGAAGAGAAAAUUCUGGCUGCAGCCAAAUACAAACUCAACGUGGACCAGAAGGUCAUCCAGGCUGGCAUGUUCGACCAGAAGUCUUCCAGUCAUGAGCGCAGGGCCUUCCUGCAGGCCAUCCUGGAGCAUGAGGAGCAAGAUGAGGAGGAGGAUGAGGUCCCAGAUGAUGAGACGGUCAACCAGAUGAUUGCCAGGAGUGAAGAGGAGUUUGAGUUGUUUAUGCGCAUGGACCUGGAUCGGCGCCGCGAGGAAGCUCGCAACCCCCGACGUAAGCCGCGUCUGAUGGAGGAAGAUGAGCUUCCCACCUGGAUCAUGAAGGACGAUGCUGAAGUUGAACGGCUGACCUGUGAGGAGGAGGAAGAGAAAAUGUUCGGACGAGGUUCUCGGCAGCGAAAGGAGGUGGACUACAGCGACUCCUUGACGGAGAAGCAGUGGCUCAAGGCAAUCGAGGAGGGCACGCUUGAGGAGGUAGAGGAAGAAGUUCGCCACAAAAAAACAACUCGUAAACGAAAAAGGGACCGUGACCUGGACCUCCCCGGCCCAUCAUCUUCAUGUGGGAGCCGUGGACGAGGGGACAAAGAUGAGGAUGGGAAGCGGCAGAGAAAAAGGGGGCGACCACCUGUAGAGAAACUUUCCCCCAAUCCUCCUGCCCUCACAAAGAAGAUGAGGAAAAUUGUAGAUGCUGUCAUCAAAUACAAAGACAGUGCCAGCGGACGGCAGUUGAGUGAAGUGUUCAUCCAGCUGCCGUCUCGAAAAGAGCUGCCGGAGUAUUAUGAACUGAUCCGCAAGCCGGUGGACUUCAGGAAGAUCAAGGAGAGGAUCCGAAGUCACCGUUACCGCACUCUGGGUGACCUGGAGAGAGACGUGAUGCUGCUGUUUCAGAACGCUCAGACCUUCAACCUGGAAGGCUCUCUGAUAUAUGAAGACUCCAUCGUGCUCCAGUCUGUCUUCACCAGCUUGAGGCAGAAGAUCGAGAAAGAGGAAGAAAGCGAGGGGGAAGACAGUGAGGAGGAGGAGGACGAGCAGGAUGAAGGAUCAGAGUCUGAGUCACGCUCUGUGAAAGUGAAAAUUCGUCUGGGUCGAAAGGAUAAAGGUGGAGAUCGAGGGAAGGGACGCAGCAGACGAACGGGACGCACCAGAGCCAAACCCGUCGUUAGUGAUGAUGACUCAGAGGAGGAGCAGGAAGAGGAGCGCUCUCCCAGCUGCACCGAUGAGGAGUCUUAAACUGUACUGUUCUAGAAAAGGAGGAGGCCUGAAAGAGACACAAAUCAAACAGCACAUAAACAAUAUUGAAUAAACCUCAGUCAACCCCUUCCACCCUCUGUCAAAAGUUGAAUGGAGAUAUGAUGAAUGUGACUUCAGAGUCCAAACUAUUGCUGACUGAUUUGAAGGAGGACUUUUCUGUAUUGCGCAGAGAAGCUGAUAAAAAAUAAAUAACUUUUUUUUUUUAAAUCUACCUAAAGUCUCUGAAAUCCCUGUAAGUGUCUAGUGAAUUCCUGGAAAAAUACCUGAUAGAAAAUAAUACACUUUUUAAAGAUAUUCACAACCAAACCGGGCAGGCCUGCCUCUUCUGUCUUCAAAAUGUUACGGCUUUUUAAGUUACGUUUCUUUUAACCGUCAUUCAAGGCAUUUUGAGUGCUUGUGAUUUAAAGCCAGAUAAUCUUAUUAAGUAAAACAAUAAUGUAAUUUGUGACAGUUGCUCGGUCAAGUCCAAAUAAAUCUACAUCUCUAGCCAGUUUGAUGGCAUUAGUCUUUUAAAGGUCAAAACCCUUCAGAGGUCCAAAAUGUUGACAGUAAAACAAGUGUCUGAUAUGAUAACAUGCAGCCCACUGAGCACUGAGAGGCAGAGCUGGUAAAGGGACACAACUACUACAAUGUUGUUAGAUUUACGUGAGAAACGGAAAUAUACGUGUGUAAUGUGAAAUUAUUUCAUGCUAAUCCUAAUUUUAUUAGUCUAACUCCUUCAGUUCACUUAUGUAGAUUUCCUGUUUUUUUUUUUUUCAUUUUAGCCGAGCCCUGAAGGAAAUGAGGCUUCACUUUAUUCUAAAGCCUCCAUAUUCAGAAUUUAUUUGUUCUUUUUUUUUUAAAAUAAUCUAUAAAACAUCAUGUAGUGGUGCGCAUUUCUGUGCGCAUAGAUAAAGACUUAAAAUGUAUGUCAACCUUUAACAUAUGAAAGAAAGUCUGUUGAAUUAUUAACACAAGGGGAUGGAAUUUUCUCCGAAAUACCUUCCAAUAUUUUGUUAGGCAUCACUUUUAAUAAUCAUAAAGUAGCUUUUAAAUUAUAAUUAAAAUGUUGCCAUUAAGAUGCGCAAGAAUAUAAUUGAAGUUUCUUUUGUUUAAGCCCUGACAAAUACUGCUUAUGUUAUGUUAAAAUACAGAGAUUUGCUGUAAAAUUGAUUAAUUAGGGCUUUUUUGGGGGCAAAGAAUUCAUGUAAGACCUGGGCCUAAUUAGCCAAGUGAAGGAUGUAGACUGUAAACAGAAAAUUAUUUUGUUAGAAAUGCUUUUUUUUGUGAAGCCACCACCUCAUUUCACAUCUGGACAAAAGCAGACCUCUUUCCUGUCAUCUUUUGUAAAAGCAGUUAGUUUUUUUGGAAGCGCUAUGAUUGCAGAAAUGUGUUUGUGACCAGGGAUUACUCUUUAAGUCUGGUGUGGGCGCAGGAUGUUUCCACCCUUAUCCUGUCUUGUUUAGCAAGUCACCAGUUAUUUGACUGAGGUUUAAUGGGAGCUGAGGCCAAGGGGCUCAACAAAGAAGGAAAAAAACAACGUUCCUGCUGCUUACCUGCUCCACACCCUGUAUACAGCACUUACUGUAUAAAAGUUGAUUGUAAGCCUAAAAAAAAUCAGUGAGCACUGUAGCUUUAAUGAGUCCUCCUUCCGUUUUUUUCUUUUAAUCUUGUGUGGUGAUAUUUUGCACUUUUUAUGUUUUUGUUUCCAAGAUGAAGCGACAGCGGCUCCUCUGCUCAUGACUGCCUCAUGGCUGUGUGUUUUUGGAUAUACUGUGAAGAGUAUUUAUAAUAACGUCAAUGCACGUAUGUACAGCUUGCAAGCUGAGUACUUUACUUCUCUCAUUUCAGUAGGUAACUAGAGUGAACCAAAGCGUCAAUGUUUUCUUCACUGAUUUUUCAAGAUCUGUCUUUGUUGUGUUGUAUUCUUGCUGCUUGAACUAAGAAGGAAAUAAUAAACUUUUGAUGUUGUGUGA
This is a messenger RNA of Oryzias latipes (Japanese medaka), 6959 nucleotides long. RefSeq names its product SWI/SNF related BAF chromatin remodeling complex subunit ATPase 4b (gene smarca4b). Lineage: Eukaryota; Metazoa; Chordata; Actinopteri; Beloniformes; Adrianichthyidae. The record is from RefSeq and is a predicted model, not a curated record. Gene Ontology annotation, molecular function: histone binding; ATP binding. Gene Ontology annotation, cellular component: nucleus. Gene Ontology annotation, biological process: regulation of DNA-templated transcription.